Messenger RNA from Staurois parvus, 921 nucleotides. The record is from the annotation of a GenBank genome assembly. NCBI's taxonomy places the organism in Eukaryota, Metazoa, Chordata, Amphibia, Anura, Ranidae.
AUGGAGUCUGAGCCCUGUGAUUGUGUUUUUUUGCAGUUGGGGAGGGUCGUGGUGUACCCCUUCUACCUCAUCUUCGCCAUAUUCAAGAGGCUUUUUGGAAAGUCUGCGCCUGCCAUCACCUUGGAGUGCCCUGAUAUCAAAUAUCCGCUGAGACUUGUCCUCAAAGAUAAAAUCAGCCAUGACACGAGGAUGUUCCGCUUCGCUCUUCCAUCUCCAGAGCACAUCCUGGGUCUCCCCAUCGGCCAACACAUUUACCUGUCUGCCAGGGUAGAUGGGAAUCUGGUGGUGCGACCCUACACUCCAGUGUCCAGUGAUGACAACAAGGGCUUUGUGGAUCUGGUUGUUAAGAUCUACUUCAAAAAUAUUCAUCCUAAAUUCCCUGAUGGAGGUAAAAUGUCACAGUAUUUGGAGGCACUAGAAAUAGGGGACACCAUUGACUUCCGCGGACCCAGCGGUCUUCUGACUUAUGGAGGGAAAGGGAAGUUUCAAGAUCCAAGCGGACAAGAAUCUGCAGCAGUUACGAAGAAGGCGACACACCUAGGAAUGAUCGCUGGGGGGACAGGAAUAACCCCAAUGCUACAGCUCAUCCGCGCUAUCAUGAAGGACAAAGCUGACCCUACAGUGUGCUAUCUGCUCUUUGCUAACCAGACGGAGAAGGAUAUCCUUUUACGGGAUGAGUUGGAAGAAAUCCAGGUCAACCACAGCUCCCGCUUCAAACUAUGGUACACGUUGGAUCGCGCUCCUGAGAAAUGGGAUUACAGCCAGGGAUUCGUAAACGAGGACAUGGUAAAGUCCUUCAUGCCACCUCCUGGGGAUGAUGUUCUGAUUUUGAUGUGUGGUCCCCCGCCAAUGGUCCAGUAUGCCAUUAACCCAAGCCUGGACAAGCUGGGCUACCCCCAGGACAGGAGGUUUGCCUAUUAG